Messenger RNA from Melopsittacus undulatus (budgerigar), 2004 nucleotides. Its product is annotated as proline-rich extensin-like protein EPR1. Bases 1 to 2004 code for a protein of 667 amino acids. The transcript has a single exon. The record is from RefSeq and is a predicted model, not a curated record. Lineage: Eukaryota; Metazoa; Chordata; Aves; Psittaciformes; Psittaculidae.
AUGGUGACCACGCCUCCUGAUGUGGGGCUGGAACUGCUGGUGGAAGGCUACUCACUAAUGAAGCCCCAGCUGGAAGAGCAACAACCCCAGGCCAAACUCCUGACAUUCCUGCCUCUUGUCCACCUGGUGGAGCCCAAGUCACCUGUGGUGCCCAAGCAUCCUGUGGUGCUCAAGUCACUUAGAGUACCCAAGUCUCCUGUGGUGUCCAAGUCACCUCUGUUCUCCAAGCAACUUAUGAAGACUAAUCCUCCUGUGGUGCCCAAGUCACCUGUUUUCUCCAAGACACUUAUGGACACCAAGCUUCCUGUGAUGCCCAAGUCACUUAUGGUACCCAAGCCACCCGUGGUCUCCAAGACACUUGUAUUCACCAAGCUUCCUGCUGUGCCAACGUCUCCAGUAGUGCCCAAGUCACCUGUGGUGCCCAAGUCUGCUAUUUUCUUCAAGACACUUAAGGACACCAAGCUUCCUGUAACACGCAAGCCUCCAGUGGUGCUCAAGCCUCCAGUGGUGCCGAUGCAUCCUGUGGUCUACAAGCCACUUAUAGGCACCAAGCUUCCUGUGAUGCCCAAGUCACCUGUGGUGCCCAAGCCACCUGUGGUCUCCAAGCAGCUCAUGGACCCCAAGUUUCCUCUGAUUCCCAAGCCUCUUGUGGUGCCCAAGCCACCUGUUGUCUCCAAGCAGCUUAUAGACACCAAGUUUCCUGCAAUUCCCAAGCCUCUUGUGGUGCUCAAGCCACCUGUGGUCUCUAAGCAGCUUAUGGACACCAAUCUUCUUCUGAUUCCCAAGCCUCUUGUGAUGCCCAAGCCACCUGUUGUCUCCAAGCAGCUUAUGGACACCAAGCUUCCUGCAAUUCCCAAGCCUCUUGUGGUGCCCAAGCCACCUGUGGUCUCUAAGCAGCUUAUGGACACGAAGCUUCCUGCGAUUCCCAAGCCUCUUGUGGUACCCAAGCCACCUGUGGUCUCCAAGCAGCUUAUGGACACCAAGCUUCCUGCGAUUCCCAAGCCUCUUGUGGUGCCCAAGCCACCUGUUGUCUCCAAGCAGCUUAUGGACACCAAGCUUCCUGCGAUUCCCAAGCCUCUUGUAGUGCCCAAGCCACCUGUUGUCUCCAAGCAGCUUAUAGACACCAAGGUUCCUGCGAUUCCCAAACCUCUUGUGGUGCCCAAGCCACCUGUGGUCUCCAAGCAGCUUAUGGACACGAAGCUUCCUGCGAUUCCCAAGCCUCUUGUGGUGCCCAAGCCACCUGUGUUCUCCAAGCAGCUUAUGGACACCAAAGUUCCUGCGAUUCCCAAACCUCUUGUGGUGCCCAAGCCACCUGUUGUCUCCAAGCAGCUUAUGGACACCAAGGUUCCUGCGAUUCCCAAGCCUCUUGUGGUGCCCAAGCCACCUGUGUUCUCCAAGCAGCUUAUGGACACCAAAGUUCCUGCGAUUCCCAAACCUCUUGUGGUGCCCAAGCCACCUGUUGUCUCCAAGCAGCUUAUGGACACCAAGGUUCCUGCAAUUCCCAAGCCUCUUGUGGUGCCCAAGCCACCUGUUGUCUCCAAGCAGCUUAUGGACACCAAGCUUCCUGUGAUUCCCAAGCCUCUUGUGGUACCCAAGCCACCUGUUGUCUCCAAGCAGCUUAUGGACACCAAGCUUCCUGUGAUUCCCAAGCCUCUUGUGGUACCCAAGCCACCUGUUGUCUCCAAGCAGCUUAUGGACACCAAGCUUCCUGUGAUUCCCAAGCCUCUUGUGGUGCCCAGGCCACCUGUGGUCUACAAGCCACUUAUGGACACCAAGCUUCCUGUUGUGCCAAAGUUUCCAGUGGUGCCCAAGUCACCUUUGCUGCCGAAGUCACCUAUUUUCAACAAGCCACUUAUGGACACCAAGUUUCCUGUGACCCCCAAGCCUCCAGUGGUGCCCAAGCCUCCCACGCUGCCGAGGCGUCCUGUGAUCUACAAGCCACUUAUGGGCACCUCCAGUGGUGCCCAUGCCUCCAGUGGUGCCCAAGCCACUUACUGUCUCUAA